AUCACUUUUUAUGUUUUACAGUUGCCAUCCGCUUUGGAGAUUAAACAUCAAUAACAAAGGAAACGAACAAGAAAGCGAAAGUAAGAGGGAGAGGGAAGAAAUGAUGUGGUUCACGGUAAGGGCUCCCCGUCCAGUUUCGUUUGGGCCGCCGCUCUAUUUGCAGUUGCGGCGAUUCCCAAGCAAGCACAUAGGAAUAAGGAGCUUGCUUUUUAGAUAUGGUGGUCAAAAUAUUCUUCCUCGCAGCUUGAACAUGAAAUUCAGCUCUUGUGUUUCUGCAGCAAAGGCAACGUCGUCUAGUAUUACAGCAGCGGCCACAGGUGCAGCAGCUGGUGGCGAAGAUACGACGACUUCGUUGGAAGUGGAGGAGUUGAGAGAGAUAAAAGACAAGUGCAGACAGUGGAAGUGGAAGGGUAGAUACGCCAUCAAUUACUUUGUUUCUCUUUCUGAUCCACCACCAUCAUCUUCAAAUCCAAAACCCAAGCCUUCUCUACUGCUUGUCCACGGUUUCGGAGCCUCCAUUCCUCACUGGCGAAGAAACAUUAGGACGUUGUCCCAGAAUUAUACCGUUUAUGCUAUUGAUCUCCUUGGCUUUGGCGCCUCGGAAAAGCCUACUGGAUUCUCAUAUACCAUGGAAAAAUGGGCUAAGUUAAUCUUGGAUUUUCUGGGCGAAAUAGUUCAAAAGCCAACUGUGUUGAUAGGGAACUCUGUUGGAAGCCUUGCUUGUGUAAUUGCUGCCUCAGAAUCUAAUGAUAAAGCACUUGUUGGAGGGUUAGUGCUUUUAAAUUGUGCUGGUGGUAUGAAUAAUAAAGCAAUUGUUGAUGAUUGGAGGAUCAAGCUUUUGUUACCUUUGCUUUGGUUUUUUGACUUUCUACUCAAACAACGACGAAUUGCUUCGGCCAUUUUUGAGCGUGUCAAACAAAGAGAUACUAUAAGGAAGGCUUUAUUGGCUGUUUAUGGGAACAAGGAAUCCGUCGAUAAAGAAUUGGUAGAGAUAAUCAUGGAACCAACGUGCGACCCAGGGGCACUUGAUGCGUUUGUUUCUAUCGUGACUGGCCCCCCAGGACCAAACCCGAUGCAGUUGAUAUCAAGAAUUUCCCAUAUCCCUCUUCUAGUAUUAUGGGGGGAUCAAGACCCCUUCACCCCGCUUGAUGGACCUCUUGGCAAAUACUUCGCUUCCCUGCCUUCUCAACUCCCCCCCAAUGCGAAUGCGAAUGUAAGCUUCUUUGUUCUGCCAGGGGUUGGACAUUGCCCCCAUGAUGACAGGCCCGAGUUAGUUCACGAAAGACUUUUACCCUGGUUGGAUCACCUUUCUAUUUAAUUUAAUGAUUAGAUGAUGAGAUUAUUGUAUAUUUUCCACUUCCAAACAAAGGCACUCUUCAAUGAAGGGGUUUUCAACUCGUUUGACAAGUUAAGCAUGUGUAACAUUUGCAUUUCAA
Pyrus x bretschneideri (Chinese white pear) is the source of this 1436-nucleotide messenger RNA. RefSeq lists its product as uncharacterized. Bases 11 to 1318 code for a protein of 435 amino acids. The record is from RefSeq and is a predicted model, not a curated record. Gene Ontology annotation, biological process: chlorophyll metabolic process. Gene Ontology annotation, cellular component: chloroplast. Lineage: Eukaryota; Viridiplantae; Streptophyta; Magnoliopsida; Rosales; Rosaceae. Gene Ontology annotation, molecular function: chlorophyllase activity. The transcript has 6 exons.